AAUUUUCAAAGUGACAUGUCGCCAAAAAUGGAACGAUAACUAAGCAAUACUGUGUUUAGUUAUAAAAAUAAAUUAGUGCAAAGUUCUGCAGAAGUACCAAUAACUUUUGAAGAGCAAAAGGUCACUUGAUAACGGCAAGUUGUUAUUCAACUAUUCGGGUAAAGAACAAAACAUAACUUGUCACCGACGAAAGGAUUUAUCCCAAGUGGUAAAAUAAAUAAUAUAAAAGAUUUUUGAUAUUCACCAAAAAAAUAAUAUUCCGCACUCACGUACGGGCUUUCUUUUAUUUUAUCAGAAGUAUAAGCAGGCAUUUGGAACUACCAAACGAAAGCUACUAAAAAUCACUUCGAUAAAUUCACAUUUCUGAGUUGUUUUUGAGCAGUCUACCACUUUUUUUGCGUUGAGAGCCAGUGCAGAAUUUCUUUUUUGGCAUAAAAACGUAGCGCUUAUUGUGCAAUUUCCCAGGUCCUUUCGAAAGCGUCAGUUGCAAAUUCAUUCGAAACAUAUGGUAAAUUCAUGUGUUAUGUGGCGAAUGGGCAGGCAAAUGAAAGAACAUGCAAAAGGAAAUGUGAAUGAGGGAAUUGCAUAUUGCAUGCAAAUGUGCACAUAAAACUUUGAUUCAUUUUACAAAUGUUAAAAUACAAAAGAUUUUAUGUAUAUAUAGAUUGCACAAGAAUGUAUACAUUAUAUUAUAUAAGAAAAUGUGAAUGACGUAAGUGCCAAGAAAUUUCAAAACUGAGAGUUUAUUCAUUAAGCUUUCAUAAUAAUUCAUUUCAGUAAUAGUAGCUUACACGCUAACUCAUUAUACCCUGAACAAGUUUGUAACACACAAAAGCAAACGUCGGAGACCCUACACAAUAUAUAUAAUAUAUAAUAUAUAAUUAUUAUUUAUAUAUAUUAUUUUAUUCAUUAUUGCAAUUGUAAUUAGUCAGAAUGACGAGCUGAGUCGAUUUAGUAAUGUCCGUCUGUAUAUAUGAGAAUCGGUCCCUAGUUUUCUCACCUUUUCACACCAAGAACUGUCAUUUCUCAGAACCGCCGAUAUCGGACGACUAUAUCAUAUAGUUGUCAAAUAAACUGAACGAUCGGAAUCCAGUGCUUGUAUGGAAAUCUUUUUUGUUUAACAAGGUAUCUUCUUGAAAUAUUGCAUGGAUUUUGUCUAAAGCAUUAAUGUAUUCACCGAAGAAAUUUUUCCGACAUAUAAGUCAGUUUGCAUGACAGCUAUAAAUGCAAACUGGCCGAUCGAACUCAAGUCGUUCUAUGGAAUCCUUUUUUAUUUGACAAGGUAUCAUGGCAUAGACUGUUGUUGACUGCAUCGCUACAAUCUCCAAAGAAAUUGUCCAGAUCGGACCACUGUAGCAUAUAGUUGUCAUAUAAAUUGACCGAUCAAAAUCAAGGUAAAGAUCUUUUUAUACCUCUUUAUGCUAUGAAAAAUGUACAUGUUUUAUAGUUUCGGUGCUUUUCUUGAUUAUUCGUAUAAACACUAACACAGAUUGUGAGGUCGUUGUGUAGAAGAAAUUGUGACUUUUGUAGUAGUUGACAAUUCUUGGCCGGAUACUAAUUCGGGUCCGUUUUCGUUACGUAUGUAUGCCCGAAUGUUGUGGAAACGGUUGUAGGUUUCAUUAAUCUAUUGUCAAACAGUAUUUAUUUCUGAAAAUUAACAGUUCCGAAACUACAAAAAAAAAACUACGGAAUACUGUUAAAUUUAUCUCUGUAACUACCCGUGGUGGCAUCAUUACUCAUUUUACAUUAAAAGUUUAGCAGGAAACCUUAUUCCAUCGAAUGCUCAAGUUUAACCAAUACUUGGUUUAAGCGCUAUGAAGAGCAAAAUUCGGAGCUUGACGUCGGUAGACUUUUGAAUGAUUAGCAGUGGAAUUGAGAUCAAAAAUUGGAUUAAGAGUUGGUCACAAAAGCCAUAUGAAAGAAAUCGUGUUUUAUUCGUUUUGAAACCAACAACAUAUUCAAAAUAAUGAAUUUGUAUAAUUUUUAAAAUAAAUCAUUAUAAAACAUAUUUCUUAAAACAUAGCAGAAGAAAUAUAAUCACAAGAAGAAGGCAGUUAAAAUGCAAACGAUGAAUUCGAUUCGGAAAUGGAUUAAAAAUCGUAACUAUAUUUCUGACCAAUGACAGGUCUAUACAAAUCAUAGUAAAUUAUUACUAUUAAUAUUAUGCUGUUAUAUUAUUAUUAUUAUAUGUUACAAAGUUUCAUUAAAAAUAAUUUCAUUCAUGAAAGUUUUCGCAUGCCAGUUAAUUAUCGGCAAAAUAUGUCUGAAGCAAUAAAAAUUUCUAUUGAAAAAUAAAUAAUUUCUCUUUAUUUUUGAAAAGAGCCUAUACAACAUUUCCCAGACAGUAACUGUCUACUUUCAUAACAAUUAACAGCCUUAAUUCCCGGAAUUCAUAAUAAAAACGAUUUUCUUCUUUUGAAGAUUUGCUAAGGUUUAGGCACCUGUUAAAUUUGAUUGCAUCAUUAUCAAUAGCUUAGGUAAUUUUCUGUAGCCGUACGCUAAAUGCAAAUACUUUUUGUCUAAUCUUUUGAGCAAGCGCUGCGAAAGGUUAGCUACCGUAGACGCUAUAAUGGCGAUACCUGUCACUUGGCUGUGCUACCCGCGUGCAAACGCGAAAUCCGUGGGUUUGCCUGUAUGGUCUGGUAUAAAAAGGAAAUUUUUUACACAACUCAUUCAGUUGUGGGAAAAACCCAGCAUUCAGCGAGUCCUGACAAUUAACUGAGCGGUGGAAAUUCCCAAGUUUCUACAGAUUUUCAUAAUAAACUCAAUCAAUUCUGGCCAAAAACAUUCAAGCCACUUGGGGAAAACCAAAUGUACCAGGCUUUGGAGUAAACCAUAAGAUUAUAGCGUAAUUAAAGAGUCAACGUAACAAAAACAAAAAUAUGUUUUUUCUUCACUUGCGAUUAGAGAUCGUUCUCUUGGGCGUUUUAUUGAUUAUUAAACACAUUGGCAGUCGUCCAAUAACAGAUAUCGAAACGGAAAUAGUGUUGGACGACCUCUUUGAGAUGGGAACUGGCUUUUAUGUGUUCAACACAACGAAAGAACAAUCAACCGUUGAUGCUAUCAAUUGCCCCGAACGACUGAAAGGCCAGACAUUCUGUACCGAGGUGACAAAUUAUUUGGAAGCAACACAAUUGAAUAAAUUUAGUACAGAGGAAUUUGAAAAGUUCAAACCAUAUUUCAAAGAUGAUUUCGUACAACCAAUAAAUGUGACGAAUCGUAUGAACGAUGACAUUGAUGAGAGCUACUAUUGUGACAGUAAAACACGAUUGGUUUAUCCGAAGGUAGCCGAAACUGUGGAAUCGAAAUGGCUAAUGGUUGUGCAACACGAACAAUACAAGCAAGGCGUUCUAGUGGAGCAAUGCGAAAAUGAAGAUGCGCCGUGCAAAUUUGACGAUCUCUUACCACUCGGCGUGAAAUCAAGAUGUAAGCAACAUUUUGUUUAUAGAAGUUUAGUGGUGCUGGUGGAUGGCGUCAUGCAUGAGCGCAUGGUGAGGUUGCCCAACGCAUGCAAAUGUUCGUUGCGGGAUAUGAGGAGGAGUUGAAAAUGGGGAAACUGCUUAUUUAUUAAUUAUUGUUCCUUAAAUAAUUCUCAGAAUUAUUUGUACAGUCAUGUGGUAGAAAAUAGUUCAUAGAAUGUUUUGUUAAUUUGUUAAAUAAGUAUGAAAUAAACUAUAAAUAUAAUAAUACA
This is a messenger RNA of Bactrocera oleae (olive fruit fly), 3691 nucleotides long. RefSeq names its product protein spaetzle. NCBI's taxonomy places the organism in Eukaryota, Metazoa, Arthropoda, Insecta, Diptera, Tephritidae. Gene Ontology annotation, molecular function: growth factor activity; Toll binding. The record is from RefSeq and is a predicted model, not a curated record. Gene Ontology annotation, cellular component: extracellular region. Gene Ontology annotation, biological process: innate immune response; central nervous system formation.